This is a messenger RNA of Vicia villosa (hairy vetch), 555 nucleotides long. RefSeq lists its product as uncharacterized. Gene Ontology annotation, molecular function: nucleic acid binding. Gene Ontology annotation, biological process: DNA integration. Lineage: Eukaryota; Viridiplantae; Streptophyta; Magnoliopsida; Fabales; Fabaceae. The coding region runs from base 1 to 555 and encodes 184 amino acids. The record is from RefSeq and is a predicted model, not a curated record. The transcript has 3 exons.
AUGUCUGUGUUGAUGGUGGAAGAGUGGAAACUUUUAGAGCAGUUUCGUGAUCUUAGCUUGGUAUGUGAAUUGACAUCGGAUAGUGUGAGGUUGGGUAUGCUGAAAGUGACCAAUGAUUUUCUAUCAACCAUUAGCGAGAGACAGAAAACGGAUGUGAAGCUUGUUGAUUUGUUUAUGGUGGCAAAUCAAGGUGUUGAGGGUGACUUCAGUGUGGAUAGUCAGGGUGUUUUGAGAUUCCGUGUGGCGAAGUUAGCCGAGAUUUAUAUCAGGGUGAUAGUGAAGUUACAUGGUAUACCGUUGAGUAUUGUGUCGCAUCGGGAUCCGAGGUUUACAUCUGAUUUUUGGAAGAGUUUACAAGAGGCUUUAGGCUCUAAGUUGAGGUUGAGUUCGGCUUAUCAUCCUCAGACAGACGGCCAGACUGAGAGGACUAUUCAAUCGUUGGAAGACUUGUUGAGAGCGUGUGUUCUUGAGAAGGGAGAGGGUGGUAGUGGUGGAAUGAAUUUCAUACAUGAUUUUGUGAAAUGGAAAUUGAUAUUCAAUGAUGUCUUACAGUGA